AUGGCGAUCGACUUGGGGCCUCUCGGCCAGCAAAGCACACCUUCUGCUCUCCUGCUCGGCGUGGGCGCUCUCACCACUAUCUCUGUCCUCUUCACGACAUUGAGAGUGCUGCUAAGCACAUUUAUCUUGCCUGGACACUCCCUUUCGAAAUUCGGCCCUCAAGGCUCUUGGGCAGUGGUGACCGGCGCGUCAGAUGGACUGGGAAAAGAGUAUGCCCUACAGCUAGCGAAGAAAGGCUUCAACCUCAUACUGGUGUCUCGCACUGCUUCCAAACUUGCGACGCUGUCCUCUCAAAUCAAAACAUCGUUCUCGAAUAUCACGGUGGAGACAUUGGCCAUGGAUUUUUCUCAAAACCUCGACUCGGACUACAGUGCUUUGGCAACCCUCGUGCAGGGAAAACAAGUCUCAAUACUGAUCAACAAUGUGGGACAGAGUCACAGCAUCCCCGUGCCCUUCGCGGAGACCCCUCUGUCUGAAGUGUCGUCGAUCAUCAACAUAAACUGCCUGGGAACACUGCGAGCAACGCAGACAGUGCUGCCGAGCAUGGUGCCACAGAAGAAAGGGCUUAUUCUGACCAUGGGUUCAUUUGGCGGCCUCACCCCCACUCCACUGUUGGCAACCUACUCAGGUUCCAAGGCGUUCCUCCAACAGUGGUCAAACGCUCUCGCAUCGGAGCUCUCCUCGACGGGAAUUGAGGUCUUCUUCGUCCACUCCUACCUUGUCACCUCUGCGAUGUCGAAGAUCCGUCGAUCCAACUGGCUAGUUCCGUCCGAGAGAUCGUUUGUCAGAUCCGUGUUAUCGAAGAUCGGACGAAGAGGAGGUAGCAUUGGAUAUCCGUACAGUGGGAGUCCUUACUGGAGCCAUGCGCUUUUGGCAGCCCUCAUCACGGGAGUUCUGGGCCCGAUGAACAGUAUUCUACUCGGGAUCAACAAGAGCAUGCACGUGGAUAUCAGAAAAAGGGCUCUCAGAAAAGCCGAGCGAGAAGCGCAAAAGGGAAAGAAAUAUACAUAA
Molecule: messenger RNA, 1011 nt
Organism: Capronia coronata CBS 617.96
Lineage: Eukaryota; Fungi; Ascomycota; Eurotiomycetes; Chaetothyriales; Herpotrichiellaceae
Product: beta-keto reductase
Exons: 2
Coding region: 1-1011 (336 amino acids)
Biological process (GO): fatty acid elongation
Cellular component (GO): endoplasmic reticulum
Molecular function (GO): ketoreductase activity
Source: RefSeq, a predicted model, not a curated record